UCAUGAAUUUUGUCUGUGAAUCAUCAUUCUUUUAUACUCAUCACAUAAAAACUCAACAAAUCAGUUGCACCAAAUGUGCGUACAGUAUCGUCAUGUCAUAUCGCAAAUAUUCUUUCUAAUAUUCCUGGCUUUCAAGAUGCAUUAUUGUGCUCGUGCUCAAAUACGUAUAUGUAUAUGAGUUUUAAGUAGUUUGGUGACGUGACAAUUUACAUAGAUUUCGAGUUUGUCUGGAAUUGAUAUUGAUUGCGUCGGAGAGUUAUGCGGCUUCCAAAAAGAGAAAAGGAUUCUGAGAGAUACAACAAACCGAGUCAAACCGAAUUUAGGAUACAACUCCGAAGAGAACUGGGAAACGGAGGCAGGCUGAAGCGAAAGCAACAACCACCACGGGCAACAAAUCGUUCGCCACUCUCCAUCCAGUAGUAUCUACCAAGUUCAGAUAAGGAGAGGGGCAGACCUGGUGAAACUGCCAUAAGCUUAUUCCCUCAAAAGUUUACUUUCUCUGCUUGUGUAUAUCUGUUGAGCAACCUUGUGAUUUCUCUCCACAUUUCUUAUGGAUCUUGGAGUUGACACACGUUAAGCUCUCUUGGCCACCCUUGCACUGCUAGGACAGACUACACCACACUUCUCGCGUACCAAUUACCACCACCUUUCACUUGAGAAACUUUCACCGACGACAUAAUGUCUUCCAUCCACUUACUCUGAUCCAUCCUCAUCAUUUUCACAUCUUGUCAAGGAAUUGCCCUGCUAGGCUAACAAACAUUCAUAGCGUAAUAGAGGAGCAACAGUGGAGAAAGUAAUAUAAUAUUCCUAGUCUAACGUCGUACACAAGUGGACCAUAUGUCUAUCUACACAUUGAACCUUGUUCGUUUAUCAGAUAACAUUUGGGUCUUAUUUGCCAACAAUACUUGCCAACGGAAUCAAUAUUUAGGCACCACUCUGGGAACACAGGAUAUCCAACACGCAAUGACUUUUCCACUCUUUACGAGGAAAUAAGAGAAUAAUAAAUACUUAUCAUAUCAUCAAGUUUUCGAACAUUGUGCCGCCGUAAAUCAACAUUGAUUUCAUCUUAUCGAGAGAAGAAAGAAGUCUUGAUUUCUUCAUAUACUGAGUAAUCUCUUCCCUGGGGUGACCUCACUUCUCAUUUCAACAACUUUCCCCUCUGCACAACAAAGAAUAAAACCUUGCUGAUUUAGAUCUCAUUUUCCUUGGGAUUUUUUUUGUAAAAACACUGAAAAGAAAAGAAGCACUGUUGGUAGCAGCGUCUGUCUCACUCAAUUUCUCGUCGGUGUUGAAGGAAGCAACCACAAUUUUCUAAGGACAAAAUAUCUCAAUAAACUCGCAACCACGUCAGCCACAUUUGACGCCGAGGACUUUCUGCUUGAUGCAGGAAGAAUGGCCAAGUACAAACGGGCCGAGCUGAUGGAGGAGGAGGACUCUGUGCACCUGGACCACAUGAAGACGCAUGUAAUUCCUAUUCAACCUCCUGGGAUUUGGACCUCAUGGAAGUCUCGAAGUUUGCUUGAAAAAUUUUUAGCCUCGCUUUCUGCCCUUCUCGUCCUUCUCCUAAUUUCAGUUUUGUUUCUUCUGUGCAAAACCUGGAACUCUUGGUACAUUCUCCGAGUUGAGCAUCAGACCACGGACUUAUGCCUCACUCCAACUUGCAUAAAAGUAUCUUCCAACAUACUCACUUCGUUGGACACUACAAUGAAUCCUUGCCAAGACUUUUACCAGUAUGCGUGUGGAGGAUGGAUACGCAGUAAUCCAAUUCCAGAGGGAAAGUCUACUUGGGGGACCUUUCAAAAAUUAUGGCAGCAAAAUCAACUCGUAAUGAAAAUUUCUUUGGAGAAGGAAGACCUCAAGAAGAGUAAGGCAGAGAUGAAAGCAAGUCUAUAUUAUCAGUCCUGCAUGGACAAGGAUGAAAUUCAGACAAAGUUGGGAGCAGAGCCAUUGAUUAAAUUGCUUGCAGAAGUCGGUGGUUGGUCUGUAACUCCCAGUGGCUUCAAUGUUUCUACUUUCUCCUACCAAAAGCAAAUGCAGAUUUUGCACAAUGACUACAACAUGGGAGGCUUCUUCACAUGGGCCGUGGGUGAGGAUGAUAGGAACUCUACCCGUCAUGUUAUCCAGUUGGAUCAAGGAGGAUUAACAUUACCUACGCGAGACUACUACUUGAACUCCACUCAUGAGAAGGUUCGGGAGGUUUGCAUCGAUUAUAUGGUUAAGUUGUCCACCCUCCUGGGUGCAAGAGACGAGAAUAAAACACGAGAAUACAUGCAAGGGAUAUUAGACUUUGAGACUGAGCUGGCAAAAAUUACAAGCCCAUCUGAUGAAAGACGAGACGAUGAAAAGUUAUACCAUGCCCUAAAUCUCACUGAUUUACAAAACCUAGCACCUGCUAUUUCUUGGGAAACGUAUUUCAACUCUGGCUUUGACAAGAUCAACAGGACCAUCAAACCCGAUGAGACGGUCGUCGUCUAUGCGCCAGAGUUUCUCACAAGCAUGUCUCAAUUAAUUAUGACCAAGAAUGCCACUGCUGAAGGGAGAAUUAUCCUCAAUAACUAUCUUGUUUGGCAUACUGUGAAAGCUAUGACAUGUUGUCUCUCUAAACCGUUUAAAGAUGUCGAGAAGCUACUGAGAAAAGCAAUUCUGGGGUCAGAUGGGACUGAGGAACAGUGGCGUGUCUGUGUUUCUGAUACGAAUAACAACAUGGGUUUCGCCGUGGGGUCGAUGUUUGUUCGCGAGGCAUUUCACUCGAAUGCCAAACCCUUGGCACAAGAAAUGAUUGAACAAAUCAGAAUCGCUUUCCAAGACAAUUUGAGAAAUCUUGCUUGGAUGGAUGAUGAAACGAGACAACUGGCGAAGGAGAAAGCAGCUGCUAUAACCGAUAUGAUUGGCUUCCCAGAGUUUAUUCUAAAUCAGGAUCAACUAGAUAAAAAAUAUGACAAUUUGACAAUCAAUCAGACGGACUACUUUGGAAACAAUAUUCGAGUGAGCAAAUUUAGCCUGUUGAAGAAUUUAGAGAAAUUGGAUGAGCCUGUUAACAGAACCAAAUGGGGUAUGACACCGCCCACAGUGAAUGCAUACUACACGCCCACUAGCAAUCAAAUGGUGAUUCCUGCUGGGAUUUUACAGUGGCCAUUUUUCAGCCCAGAUUUCCCUAAAAGUGUCAAUUAUGGAGCUAUUGGAGUUGUAAUGGGCCAUGAGUUAACCCACGCAUUCGACGACCAAGGGCGUGAAUAUGACAAAGAGGGUAACCUUCACCAGUGGUGGCAAAAUGCCACUAUCGAUCGCUUCAAGAAAGCCACAGAAUGUGUCAUCAACCAAUACAGUUCAUUUAAAGUUGAGGGAGAAUUUGUCAAUGGGAAGCAAACUUUGGGGGAAAAUAUUGCAGACAAUGGAGGACUAAAGGCUGCUUUCCAUGCAUAUCGCAAUUCAAAAAUUAAAGACCUUCCAUUACCCGGCCUUAACAUUACUCAUGACCAAUUAUUUUUCAUUUCAUUCGCGCAGGUUUGGUGUUCAUCUAGUCUGAAGGAAACGCUAAUUCUUCAAUUAGAAAAUGAUCCUCAUGUUCCAGCUCCACUCCGAGUUCGUGGACCACUUUCCAAUCUUCCAGAGUUUGCAAAAACAUUCAGGUGUACAAAGGGGACGAGAAUGAAUCCUGAGAAAAAGUGUACCGUUUGGUGAUCAGUGUACCUUGUCAACUUCCUCGUGAUGGUGUUGAUUGAGAUUUAUUUUGGUGAUUACAUACCUCACUCUUAUCUUUUAUGCCAAUUUCCCAUUUUAUAUAGAAUUUACUGCAGUCAUCAUAGAAUCCCUUUCGUUAUUUAGACUAUUGUUAUGCUACGGUAUGCUAUGAAUCAUGUUUUUAUUUUUGUUUUGUUAUGAUGAACGGACGGUUGACUGAUACUUAAUUAUUUAAACUCAUCCUCGUCGUAAUAAUAUUUUUCUGCUUCGGUGAUAAUCACGAAGUAUUUGCAAACAGUAUUAUAUGCUUAACACAUUCUUAACAUCGGGAUUGUACCUAUGCAAUUAAUUUAUAACGAACAUACAAGCUUUAAUAACCAGAUUGACGCUAACCAGUAGCAGUUGAAUUUAUAAAACUAUAGAUAAAUAUAAUUAAAUAAGAUGCAUACGUAUGAACACUUGCAGGUAUUCCAACUGUCACAAUAAGAAUCCAAAGAUCAUUCUAGUUUGCCAAUUAAGUGAUAAGUUUAUUAUAUCUGUUUGUACCUGACGGAUUUAUGGCGUUUGUGAUAUUUUAAAUAUCAAAAAAGUUUGAGAUUUGGAAAAAUAAAGUGAAUACAACUCACAAAUAA
Messenger RNA from Folsomia candida, 4313 nucleotides. It is a transcript of the gene Nep3, whose product is annotated as endothelin-converting enzyme homolog. Gene Ontology annotation, biological process: protein processing. NCBI's taxonomy places the organism in Eukaryota, Metazoa, Arthropoda, Collembola, Entomobryomorpha, Isotomidae. Gene Ontology annotation, cellular component: plasma membrane. Gene Ontology annotation, molecular function: metalloendopeptidase activity. The coding region runs from base 1393 to 3681 and encodes 762 amino acids. The record is from RefSeq and is a predicted model, not a curated record. The transcript has 27 exons.